ACCUAGCUCUACAACUCUAGUUCAUUUUGUGAGAGAGCUCUACCCAGCUCCACUUCCAGUUUUGGUGGAGCUGAAACUAUUUGGCUGAGCUCCAGCUCCAGGAGGGGUGGAGCUGGAGCUCUGCCUAACAAGCCCUGAGCAUCGAAAAACCUGGACAUAUGAUACUCCUGCGCUACUGUACAUGUUGCACGGUUGGCAAUUAAUGCGAGGUGCUGGCAACAGAGGAAUGCAUGGUGGCCAUUUUUUCUGCUGCUGCUCCUCGGUGUUGGCGAGACCAUAAAUUCUGCCGUCUUAUCACAUCAAUUUUUUUAAUCAUGUACUGACACCUUACGAUCAAUGCAAAUGAAAUCACAUCACGCAUGGACCUUUCGUUAUCUUUUGAAAGAGGAAGCAGCGAGAGGAGGAAGGUGCAGAAGCAUCUGAAGUUACGGUGUUGCAGGGGAGAUGAAGAUGAAGCGUCUUCCUCUGUUGGUUUUGCUACUCUUUGCAUUUCUUGGAGGAGGAAACAUGUUGCUAGGGAUCGCUUUGGAUGCAAGAAGAAGCACUACGACAUCCUCAGAUCAUCAAACCUAUGGAAGCAUUGAGCUAAACGGCAGGAGAUUACAGGAAAGAAGACUUUCUUCUACUAACCGAAAGACAAGGGCCUUGGAAAAUGUCAGGAUCGAUGACUACCGACCUGUUGAUCCAAGUCCAAGCUCCAAGGCGACUAUCGGGGCAGGUCCAAUUGAGCAUGGCACUCCUCUCCUUCCUUACGUGCCGCGACCGAAGCCGCCUCCUGAUCAUCCUGCCCAAUCUCCUGCCACCUAGGUGAAAACUGAAAUUCUCACAAUGCACUGGAUAGUAUCUCUAGAACCACUAUAUAUAUGGCCAGAAUCUGCUGUUUUGUUCUGCUAUUUUGUUCAGAUUUGCUAAAGUGCCAUAUGCCUUAAACUUUGUUUCCAUGAGCAUUUGAGUACUGCAUGCUUUGUGCUGUGUAUCAAUUUCAUGAUAAGAAGCAAUGUUUCACUCUUCUAUUUUACUUUGCUAGUGAUGGAUUAGGUAACUGCUCAUUUGCUCAAACCUUGAGGAUAUAUGUUUAGUGAACUUUUAGGUGUAACUGACAUCGUCAUGUUGUUGUCACUACUCACAACUGGGACUGAACUUUUGUGUCCUAGUGAGCGCAGAUGUCCAUUUUUCUGAACUUUGAACUUGUGUUUGUACGCCUCAAUUUCUGAUGUGCGUCAUCACCAGAAAGUAGAGAGGUCCUUCCUUAGGCGACGACUAUUGUAGGUGGUUGUGCAAACAUGUGCAUCAUUCUGCUCUCCUAUCCAGUCACUGAACAGAUAAUACUGAAAUUUUAUUGGUUAAUGGAGAAGUUCCUGGAUAUUUCAAUACGUAGCAUAAUAUUAAGUUAUUUUUCAUGGUAAGAUUAGGACUUUAGGAGAGUUAAAAUUUCGGUCAGUAUGAUUAGAAGUAUGACUACUGUAGAUUUGUCUGAACAAAAGCCACUUUACCCUUCAGCUUAUAAGCCGCAUUUAAAUUUAAAUUUUAUUAAUUUUAGAGUUAAUUUUAGGAAUUGUUUUUCAUCGUAAUUUUUUUCACUGUUUUCUUUUAAAUUGUUAACAACAUGUAUAUAUAAGUUUCAUGCACAAAUCAUAUUUUUGUUGCUAAUAAACCGUUAUUUUUUAGAUAAUGGAAGCUUUAUUUAGACUCAGUUAGUUAUAUCAAGAUGAUACAAACAAACUGAGUCAUCCCCGGCCUCUGCAUAAAAUGCACACAGCCAGAAAAGAAGAAAGAAACAACUAGAACAUCUCCCAAGCAUAAAAGUUUGACAGAAACAUAUAUCUUAGUGGCUAUCAAUCCGUAGGCUAGGUCGCCACCCAUGCUCCUGGGUAAAAAAACUCCUGUGCCACCUGGUCCAACUGUCGAGAUACCACCGUAUAUCUUAGUGGCUAUCAAUCCGUAGACUAGACCGCUACCCAUGCUUCUGGGUAAAAAUCUCCUGUGCCACCUGGUCCAAACAUCGAGAUACCACUAUAAUAGUAUCCCGCGGUCCCAGUUGGUGGAGGAUAGCCCAGGUACGUAGCCACCGGGUAACUAAGGUGAUAACCUGCAAAGGAGAAGACACCAUUUUGUUAUCAAAAAUUACUCCAUUCCUGCUUAGCCAAAUGGACCAACACAGAGCUGUUGCACCCAUCAAAAGCAGAUUCCUCAUUUCUUUGGGGACACAUGAUAGCCAACUCCCAAACAUAUGACCAACAUUGCGAGGAGGUUUCAGAUUAGAAGCCAAAUGAAUUACAGACCACACCAAGCGAGAUAAGCGGCA
Molecule: messenger RNA, 2305 nt
Organism: Oryza sativa Japonica Group (Japanese rice)
Lineage: Eukaryota; Viridiplantae; Streptophyta; Magnoliopsida; Poales; Poaceae
Source: RefSeq, a predicted model, not a curated record